Molecule: messenger RNA, 789 nt
Organism: Raphanus sativus (radish)
Lineage: Eukaryota; Viridiplantae; Streptophyta; Magnoliopsida; Brassicales; Brassicaceae
Product: membrane steroid-binding protein 1-like
Exons: 2
Coding region: 107-706 (199 amino acids)
Cellular component (GO): membrane; endomembrane system
Source: RefSeq, a predicted model, not a curated record
CGGUCAGGUUUAAAAUAUUGGGUAAAUGAAAAAGACCUGAUCGCUAAUAUAUAUCUGCAGAAUAAUCUGGUUUUCAGAGACAAAAGUGAGAAAAACUUUUCAAACUAUGGCGCUACAAUUAUGGCAAAUUCUGAAAGAAGCGAUACUUGCUUUCUUUCUUUACUCUCCGCUAGUCAUCUUAACUGUCCUCUCUCUCUUCCUCGUUCUCCUCUUCGUAAUUGCUAUGUACCAAAUGGCCUUAGGCUGGUUUACUUCGCUGCUUGCUGAUCUGAGGGCUAGAUCGUCAACUACAGAUGAAGUGCCACGAAUUCCUCAGCCUGUUCAGGUUGGUGAGAUCACGGAGAAUGAGCUUAGGCAGUACGAUGGCUCUGAUCCUAAGAAGCCCCUUCUUAUGGCCAUCAAACAUCAGAUCUAUGAUGUAACUACAAGCAGGAUGGCCUAUGGACCAGGAGGACCAUAUGCUUUGUUUGGAGGGAGAGAGGUAAGCAGAGCUCUUGCAAAGAUGUCUUUUGAGGAGAAAGAUUUGACUUGGGAUAUCUCUGGUCUUAGUUCUUUUGAGCUAGAAGCUCUUCAGGAUUGGGAGGAGAAGUUCAUGAGCAAGUAUACCAAGGUUGGAACUGUCAAAGUGACCGGUUCAGAAGCCGAUUCGGGGAUUCACUCAGAUAUAGAGAUCGGUUUAAAUGUCAACGUAGAAUCUCUAAGAUGAUAAUAAUAUUUGUUUCAUUAUCUCAAAAACAAGUUUGCUGAUUAAUAAAGCAUUUUAUGAACUGCCCAAUGAGAAAGAGUUGU